UUAGUGGGUUCGGAUGUGCGGGUUGCUAGAAAUUCCGGCUUAACCCUAACCGCCCACACAAGAUUCUCCCAAACUUCCCACCUUAUCCAAAGUGCGCGCUGACUCCAGAAAAAGCUCAAGCCCAGGACAAUUCAAGGUAGGAGGAUUUGACUCAACACCACGACAUCAUCAAAUAGUAAGUCUUCUUCCUCGCAAUUCAAUUCAUUUUCCACUCACCUAAAACUCGCCACUUAUUCCCUUCCAAUUCACUCUCCAUCUCCUCUAUCAUUCCUUUUCUAGUAUCCAUCUCUAACGCCAAGCCUAUUCAGCAUACCUUCACAAUGGGUGACGCAUCCAUCGAAUCCCCCGAAUGGCGCAAGGUCGAGGUCGGCCGCAUCGUCCUCAUCCAGGGAAACAACCCUUUCGCCGGCAGACUCGCCGCUAUCGUUGAGAUCAUCGACCAUAAGCGUGCUUUGGUUGAUGGACCUUCUGCAGACCCUAAGUUGGUCGUUCCCCGACAAGCCAUCUCUUUCUCCGACGUGCUUCUGUCCGACCUAAAGAUCGAGAAGCUACCGCGCGCCGUCCGAACAGGAACCCUGAAGACAGCAUGGGAAAAGUCAGAGAUUGACGCCAAGUGGAAGGAGAGCAAGUGGGCCAAGCGAAAGGACCAGACAGAACGAAGAAGGGCACUUACCGACUUCGACCGAUUCAAGGUCCUACGACUUAAGAAGCAACGACGAUUCGAGGAACGAAAGGCUCUGGCCAACGUCAAGGCAUCUGCGUAAGCAGGGAAACGGGGGAGGAUGGUUGAUUCUAGUAAAACGGUCUCUCUCAGCUAGGGCGGAAGCAGGAGUAGUCUACGGAUCUGGUCUGCAUGGAAUGACACAUUGGCAUGGGGUUGCUGGUUUCUUCUGCUUCGUCUGGCAAGACCUGUAUGUCACCCAUAAAAUCUCGAUAGGUGACCGGCGUCAAUGAUAACGGAAAUUUGCAACUAAAAACAAAAACCGAACUCGAUUAAUUAAUUUGGUUUGCUUAAUCAUAACCCACACGCGCGGGGAUUGUGUUUUGGUAGAGUGAAGCGAGUAUUCGUUAUUUAUUAUCUCUAUCAUGUGUAGAUUCCACGAAGUAUGCAAGACUUCCGAAUUCCCGAGAUUAAAGAAUCUAGGUAGGUAGUUAUAUUCCUCGCAAACGCUGAUGAAUUCCUUCGUAGAAAGUGGAAAAAUAAAACAUGAAGUACUAAUACAUAUGUACCUAUGUAUGUAAGUAAUUGUGAAGAUAUACAUAUGUAUGUUUAUGCCAUAAU
Hypoxylon trugodes is the source of this 1282-nucleotide messenger RNA. Its product is annotated as 60S ribosomal protein L14-B. Lineage: Eukaryota; Fungi; Ascomycota; Sordariomycetes; Xylariales; Hypoxylaceae. Bases 321 to 764 code for a protein of 147 amino acids. Gene Ontology annotation, cellular component: cytosolic large ribosomal subunit; ribosome. The transcript is spliced from 2 exons. Gene Ontology annotation, biological process: ribosomal large subunit biogenesis; translation. The record is from RefSeq and is a predicted model, not a curated record. Gene Ontology annotation, molecular function: structural constituent of ribosome; RNA binding.